Molecule: messenger RNA, 1027 nt
Organism: Hordeum vulgare subsp. vulgare (domesticated barley)
Lineage: Eukaryota; Viridiplantae; Streptophyta; Magnoliopsida; Poales; Poaceae
Product: putative cell wall protein
Exons: 1
Coding region: 324-659 (111 amino acids)
Source: RefSeq, a predicted model, not a curated record
CGUCCGGCGUCGGCCACACCCUAGCAGAAGCCCUUUUUUGCUCUCUCGCGACGCACGGCGCUGGUCAGGUCCGUGGUCACGGCGUGCGCCGUGCAUGCGAAUUGAACGCACCGCCUUUUCCUAGCUCGCUCCCACCCCAGCGUCCCCGUAGCCUUUACGCCACGCACGCCCCUAUAUAAGCCCGGCACGGCGAGCGAUCACCAUCCACCACAAUUGCACGAAAGCAACAGCCAGCAAGCAAGCUCACCUGGCCACCAGCUGCCUAGCCUAGCUACCACCAGUCGCGAUCGCAGCUUAGCCACUUGAGACUUGACUCGAUCGGCAUGGCAGGCAAGGCGGCGGCCCUGCUGGUCCUCGCGGCGCUGGUGGCGGCCGCGGCGUGCCCGGGCUCGGCAACGGCGCGCGACGUCCCGCGCGCCGCCGAGGAGGGCGCGGUGAGGCGGCCGGAGACGAUCCAGGAGGGGACGGUGCUCAUCCCGGGGAUCGGACGGUACGAGCUGGGCAGCCACUACAGGCCGGACAUCGGCGGGCUGGACCACAGCAUCCCGGCCGCCGCCCACGGGCAGUUCAUCCCCGGCGCCGACGACACCUGGGUGCCCAACCCCGGCUUCGAGGUGCCCAACCCAUUCCGCCCCGCAGCCACCACCGAGUCCCCCUGAUGGGUCGGUCAAGCCGGCCGGCCAGCACGCCGUCCGUCCGCGUUAGACCCAUCGACCGAUGGGUAGCUACUAGCCUGCCAUGAACCAAUCUCCGCUAGCUUUUUUUGGUUGCUACAAUAAAAUACUAGCUGCUACACGUACGUAGGCAAGGCAUGCGUAUGCAUGAACCAGCGGCCGCGUGCGUGCGACCGCGCGCGCUGUCUCGACGUUUUGUGUGUGAUUCAAGAGUGUACCCGUAUGGGGUAUGCGUGGAUGCGUAGGAAGGAAGCAUCCAUCGCAUAUCUCGCUUUGGUUUGUUGUUGCCAAUGAUGUGUUUCAGUUCACUGAGUUUCUUUUUAGUUCAAUAUAAUUAAGGUGUUGAUGAGGAA